UCCGCCGGGCGCUUGGGGUAAGGUAGGCAGAAGCCGGUCGGCACGCGGCUUGUGGAGCUGUUGCUGACGAACCGGCAUCAAACAGGACGGCAAUCGACAGUCCACCAUUGGCUUUUCAGUGUCACUGGAACAUGGUGAAAGAGGGAGGAGGGUGUCAGUCCUACCACUUCUGCCAUUGGUCAGUGCUUCUCUUCGAUAUCCAAGUAAGGUCUGGGGGUCUGUGGAGCAUAACAAGAAGAACGAUCUAGCAGGGCAGGAUACAGACUGAGCAGGAAAUAAAAAUCAAGACCAAGGCCCUACAUACCGGAAACCCAUAGUGGGGAGAGGACCCAAGACCAGAGGAAACUCUGGGACCAGAGCUAGUAAAUAAAACAAGUGGCAUCACAGGAAAAUUGUAUUGUUGAUUGUACUUCCACUAAUACAUACUGACCAACAGCCAUGCCUUCUGAUUUGGCCAAGAAAAAGGCAGCUAAGAAGAAGGAAGCAGCAAAAGCACGUCAACGUAAACCUAAGACCACAGAUGUACCUGAGGAAAAUGGUGACAUCGGUGUAGAGAGGGUGGAAAAUUCAGAAAGGCCGCAACUGAAUGGUUCUUCUGUUCAUGAUGCAGGAGUAGCACAAAUUACCAAUGAGCUUGAUGAUUUUGAGCUGAAGAAAGCAGCAGCACGAGCAGUCACAGGAGUACUGGCCUCGCAUCCCAACAGCACGGAUGUUCACAUCAUCAACCUGUCACUUACUUUCCACGGUCAGGAGCUACUAAGCGACACAAAACUUGAGCUAAAUUCUGGCCGGCGUUAUGGACUGAUUGGUCUCAAUGGAACUGGGAAAUCCAUGCUGCUGUCUGCUCUGGGCCACCGGGAAUUACCAAUACCAGAACACAUUGACAUUUACCAUCUUACACGGGAGAUGCCGCCUAGUGACAAAACACCACUCGACUGUGUGAUUGAGGUGGAUAGGGAACGUAUUGAGCUGGAGAAAGAAGCAGAACGUCUAGCCCACGAAGACUCGGAGUGUGAGAAACUUCUACAAAUCUAUGACCGUUUGGAGGAAUUGGAUGCAGACAAGGCAGAAGUGCGAGCAUCCCGGAUUCUCCACGGAUUGGGGUUCUCACCAGCCAUGCAGCGGAAGAUGAUGAAGGAUUUUAGUGGAGGCUGGAGGAUGAGAGUGGCCCUUGCAAGAGCAUUAUUUAUCAAACCCUUCAUGCUUUUGUUAGAUGAACCUACUAAUCACCUUGAUUUGGAUGCCUGUGUAUGGCUGGAAGAGGAAUUGAAAUCAUUCUCCCGGAUCCUUGUCCUUGUAUCUCAUUCCCAGGAUUUCUUGAAUGGAGUUUGCAACAAUAUCAUUCACAUGCACAACCGCAAACUGAAGUAUUAUACAGGUAACUACGACCAAUAUGUGAAGACCAGGCUGGAACUAGAGGAGAACCAGAUGAAGCGGUUCACCUGGGAACAAGAUCAGAUUACACACAUGAAGAACUACAUUGCCCGCUUUGGACAUGGCAGUGCCAAGUUAGCUCGACAAGCUCAGAGCAAAGAGAAGACGCUACAGAAGAUGAUGGCCUCUGGGCUGACGGAGAAAGUCAUCAGUGACAAGACAUUGUCAUUCUGCUUCCCAUCCUGUGGGAAGAUUCCUCCCCCUGUUAUAAUGGUACAGAAUGUGAGCUUCAAGUACACUAAGGAUGGGCCAUUAAUCUAUCGAAAUUUGGAGUUUGGCAUAGAUUUGGACACCAGAGUGGCCCUGGUUGGGCCGAAUGGAGCUGGAAAAUCUACAUUACUGAAAUUGCUGGCAGGUGAUCUCCUGCCUUGUGAUGGAAUGGUUCGAAAACACUCACAUGUCAAGAUUGGACGAUACCAUCAGCACUUGCAAGAUCAAUUAGAGCUGGACCUGUCCCCUUUGGAAUACAUGAUGAAAUGCUAUCCAGAGAUCAAGGAGAAGGAGGAAAUGAGAAAGAUUAUUGGGCGUUAUGGACUUUCAGGAAAACAGCAGGUAAGCCCAAUCCGGAAUCUCUCUGAUGGACAGAAAUGCCGUGUGUGCUUUGCCUGGUUGGCUUGGCAAACACCACACAUGCUCUUCCUCGAUGAACCUACAAACCAUCUGGACAUUGAAACCAUCGAUGCCCUGGCUGAUGCUAUCAAUGAGUUUGAGGGUGGAAUGAUGCUCGUCAGCCACGACUUCAGGCUCAUUCAACAGGUUGCUCAGGAGAUCUGGGUGUGUGAGAAGCAGACCAUCUCCAAGUGGCAAGGGGACAUUUUGUCAUACAAGGAACAUUUGAAGUCAAAGAUGCUUGGUGACAACCCUCAGAACAGCAAGAAAACUCCCAGUGUCUGAAGUAUUCUUAGUAACUUGGCAUCAUUGUUAAAAGAAAUUCCAAGAACAUUAAAGAUCAUCUUUUUAGAAUCCAGGCGGCUCGACAUGGCAGUAUGGGUGUGGCUGAAUUUUAAGCAUGCUAGAUAAUUUAAAAAUCAAAUUCAAAAAAAUAAAUUGCUGUUCAUGUAUUAGGUUCCUGAUCCUAGAGGCUGUAGUUUUCACCUGGUUGGGAAUAGCAGGUAGGUGUUUUUAAAACUAAAACACAGCCCAAUGCUUGCUGUCAUCCUCCAGCUAAAUAUUGGGGGAUUUGUCUUCUUGGAGCUUAACCCUGGUGAGGUAGGUGCUGCCUAUCUCAUCUUUUGUCUUGCUGCAACAGCACCGCCUUUAUAAAACUCUGACCCACCUAAAAUAACUGUUGUCCUGCAUGAGCUGUCAUCCUCUGCUCCAUUACUAAUAUUUACUCGGGGUUUUGCCCAUAGCCAUAACUGAGCCUGUCUCCAGGCUUGCUCCCAUUCAUAAAAGGUUACCAGAGGUGCUCUAAGCUGAGAUGUUGUAAAAGCCGGGCUACUUUGUGUUCCUGUCAUAAACUUGUAGUCUCUUCAGGACUUGGUAACCAGGCAGAGUUGCAGUAGUCUGCCAAGAAACACAGCAUCUUUUCUCUGUGCUGGCUCCUGCCACAGCAGCUCUUUGCAUAUGCCAUUGGAGCCCAGGUGGGGAGCUGUGCUUGCUCGAAUGUCUGCUGCAGGGGUUGGGUGUAAGGUGUUACAUAUGUUUUGAAGACAACAAUUGCUCUGUGUGGCUAAUGCAUACAGUUAAACCAUAUUUCCCAUCUACUUAUUAUUUUAUGUUCUGUUUUUCUUGUUCAAAUUGCAGGUCAAACUAAAAUUUAUCCAUCUACAGAUGGUGGUGCUGAUUAAAGCCCAGACUAAUGUUAUAAAUAUUGAUUUUUUUUUUUUCAUUUUGCAUUGAUACUUGCUGUGUUGUUGGAACAUCUUCUCCAACAGCUUGAAUGUAAGACUCCUGAGAGAAGGUCUAGGAAAGAGCCUGGAACUUUGUUUGUUUUAUUUAUUUUGUGUAUUAUGCACUGAGAGCCUUCACUGUAAUCCUGGCCUCUCUGGCUGACAGAGUGAAGUGCUGUUGUUGUGUAACCUUCCAAUGAUGAAUCUGUUGUCUGUUUGUAAUCUACUUGUCCUUUCAUUGCAACAUGUGAAGGAAUCAGUUGUUUUUGAAGACUUGCAAAGUUUAAAUCCAAAUUGCAGUCUGUCCCUGAAGAGAGUAUUAACGUUCACAGGAUUCCUUCCCCUUCCAAAAGGGAGUAAUCGAAUUGAUUCAGUAACUUGGUGUUGCCUGUUAGAGAACCACAAUACUUAGGGACUUGUCUUGAUGCUGACAGUACCUUCUGUUCAAUUUGAUUUUCUCGAUUCUGUGCAUGUUGACCUGAGGCACUAAGUCCCCAUUCGACUUAUUACUGAGAGUGAGCUGCUAGUCCAGUGUUUGGUGUUCAUCUGCAAGACUGCACCAGCAUUGCCUGUAAACCUGCUCCAGGCUGGGGAGCAGAGGGAUCUUGGUGACCUAAUUCCAGUUUUUAGUACUAUUUGAGAGGCUAUGGUCUCCAGUGGCAGACUGGUGUAAGAAUAGAGAAGGUGAAAGUGUGGGGUGUCUUUCAUAGGUUAUUCUAAACAAGAGACUGAAUUUACUUACUUUCCCCCUUCUUAGAUGUUAUAUGUAGCCUUGACCCCUCCGAAGUUGGUUCUUAAAAAUAUAAACAGCGAUCAAAUUUAGCUCCGACAGAUAAGCAAUCAUUCUGAGUGAAUGGUGUGCUGAGAGAGAUGUGGGUAAUUGUGAAACCCAUCUCUUCAUCUUGGAUUUCAAAGUUUGUUUUAAAGGUAUUGAAAUUUCUUCACUUGAGUGAUGGAGUUUCCAUAUUAUUCAACUUUAAAAGGCACUGUUAUGACCAUAUUUCUCAAAAAUUUGAACACUUGGCAAUUUGAGACUUUCAGAUGCUUUCCCUUACUAGGCAGGUGCUUUGGAAUCUUGACAGUUAAUUGCAGAAUUCACAGCCAGAAAGUCUCUGUCAAGUUUUCCCUUCCGAUCUUUUGUAGACAUGCUCACGCACUGUGGUCCAUAAGGUACCAUUUUGCUUUUCUUCCUCUUCCCACCUGACCCCAACUCGCAUUUUAACUCCCUAGUUAGAGGUGUGGGGCAGCAUUCCCUGUAGUCAAGUGCAGUGCACCCCUGCACUUACUCCCACCAUUGACACAUCAGUACUGUACUCCAGUGUUACUGGCAGAUCUAUGCCCCUAGUAAUACACUUUAAUUAAUUAUAGGCCUGUUUGGAAGGAGAGAAUUAUAUUUGGUAGCGGCGGACAUAGCAUAUCAACUUACCUUUUAUUGGAAUUGCUUGAUUUCUUUGCAAUGUCACAAUUCGUUCAAUUUCAUUUUGAAAAAUAAAUUGCAACUUUUGAAUACCGAAGAUUAAAAUUCACCUGAUCAUCCGGA
Molecule: messenger RNA, 4806 nt
Organism: Stegostoma tigrinum
Lineage: Eukaryota; Metazoa; Chordata; Chondrichthyes; Orectolobiformes; Stegostomatidae
Gene: abcf2a
Product: ATP-binding cassette, sub-family F (GCN20), member 2a
Exons: 16
Coding region: 439-2328 (629 amino acids)
Molecular function (GO): ATP binding; ATP hydrolysis activity
Source: RefSeq, a predicted model, not a curated record